GAUAAAUCGUCAGGGACUGCCAGCUUUGUGGCCCUCCUUUACAAGGCUGAGAACAUACCUUGGUAGUCCUGAGGUGCCACGCUUGGCGAAUGACCUUGGUCACGCGAUCCAACGGUCAAACCGCUCCUGCGUGACGGGACAUGCCCCCUUCAAACUUGACGUACGCAUUUCUUUGGUCGUUCAAAACCUCGGCCAUCCUCUCUCUAAUAAUAAACUUUUCCCCUUAAGACCAAAACUGCCAUUUUCUUAAAAUCAAUCAUGCAUCUCAACAGACUCGUCUGGUUACCACUGUGCGCUCUCACCAUUGGCGCGAACGCAAACCCAUCAAUAGCAAGACGGAAUCAACAACAUCAACCCCCAUCCCAAGAGGUCCUCAAUGAUUGGUAUAAUCCGCAUCCGCAAGGAGGCAACCAUCCAGGAAAGGGCGGCGAUGGUUCUGAAGAGGGAGGGUUAGAAGGAGGAGGGUUGGAAGGAGGGGGAGGGGGAGGGGGAGGAGGCGUAUCCGCGGCCCUCUUCUCGUCGCUCGAGCGCACCUCCCGGCUCGUCGACAUCACGUACUGCGUCGGCACAGCGGGAACCGGCAUCGCCCCGCCCUUCUCGUGCCUCUCACGCUGCAAGGACUUCCCCUCGCUGCGGCUGGUCCGGACGUGGAACACGGGCGUGCUGCUGACCGACAGCUGCGGGUAUAUCGCUGUCGACCACGGGCACGGGCACAGGUACGGGAUGGAGGAGGAGACGGAGGAGGAGGAAACCCGGGUGGGGACGGAGAAUGGGAGAGGGGCCAGGGAGAUCGUCGUCGCCUUUCGCGGCACGUACAGCAUCACAAACACCAUCGUCGACCUGAGCACCGCGCCCCAGGAGUACGUCCCUUACCCGGCGCCGCCUGGAGACGGGAACGGAGAUGGGAACGGGGGCGGCGGCAAGUGUCACAAUUGCACCGUGCACAUGGGCUUCAUGGCCUCGUGGCGGAACGCUCGCGAGGUGGUGAUACCGGCCCUCAAGGCCGCCCGCGAGCGGUAUCCCGGGUACCGGGUGCAUCUCAUCGGACAUAGCCUGGGCGGGGCCGUCGCGGCGCUCGCGGCGCUCGAGCUCCGGCUGGGACUCGGCUGGCGAGACGUGGUCGUCACGACCUUUGGGGAACCGAGGGUGGGGAACGCGGAAUUGGCCGACUACAUCAACCGGGCGUUCGGGCUCGGGGUCCGGGACGGAGACGGCGCUGGCGAGGAGGUCGCAUACCGCCGCGUCACGCACGCCGGCGACCCGGUGCCGCUCCUGCCGCUGAGCGAGUGGGGUUACCAGGCGCAUGCCGGGGAGAUCUAUAUCAGCAAGCCGGACCUGCCUCCGGCGCCGGAGGACUUGAGGCUGUGCCACGGGAACAACGACCCACGGUGUUUGAGCGAGGCCGAGACACCGGACUGGCUAAGCUGGGUCUUGGGGUGGAUGAAGAGCGGUAGGAUACGAGGAGAGGCCGAGGCACUACUGGGCCUGGGCCGAUGGUUCCCGGCGCGGCUUCAGCUGUGGCAACUGCUGUUCGCGCACCGAGACUACUUCUGGAGGUUGGGACUCUGCGUCCCGGGGGGAGACCCGGCUGACUGGGGAAGGGAGAAAUACAACCUGACGGUCGACGGUGCUCGGGAUGAGAUACGGGAUUUAUGAGCUGGGUUCUGAACGGACGAAGAAAACAUUUGACGCUCGGCGGGACCGGUCGUGUGUGAGAAUGGGUUCAGGCAGCAUAAUUAUUGCCGACUGUGCACAGCUAGCAUGG
Messenger RNA from Thermothelomyces thermophilus ATCC 42464, 1765 nucleotides. RefSeq lists its product as uncharacterized. Bases 259 to 1656 code for a protein of 465 amino acids. The transcript has a single exon. The record is from RefSeq and is a predicted model, not a curated record. NCBI's taxonomy places the organism in Eukaryota, Fungi, Ascomycota, Sordariomycetes, Sordariales, Chaetomiaceae. Gene Ontology annotation, biological process: lipid metabolic process.